This is a messenger RNA of Porites lobata, 37965 nucleotides long. Lineage: Eukaryota; Metazoa; Cnidaria; Anthozoa; Scleractinia; Poritidae. The record is from the annotation of a GenBank genome assembly.
UCGGCCAUUUUGAUAUCUUGUCUGGACGCUUCUUCCGUCGUGUCUGUUUCUUGUUAUCGUUUUAAAGCCGUUUUUGUCAUCUCCCUUCUCCGUCAUGUCAAAUUUUGGCGACAGUGAAGCGGAGGAAGAUUCGCUGGAUGAAAGUCUGUCGAACAAAAGCGACGAUGAGGAAGACGAAGACGGAGAAGAAGAAGAUGGAGGAGAGGCUAUGAACGACGAUGCGAACGAUAUUAUAAAUGACGAAGAAGAAGAAAGUGGCGGCGAAGAAGAAGAGGCGGAGGCUCAUCAUCAUCAUAGAAAAAGACCAAAAGGUACAAUAAAUACGUUAAGCUGUCCUCAAAGUUUCCCGGAAAGUAUUCUUUAUUGUGUCGAAGCGUAUUCAGCUGUGCUGAUUAAACUUUCGUUGUGAUUGUUACAGAAGAUGACGACCUGGACGAAGAAGAUUUGUCUUUGAUCGAAGAAAACCUAGGCAUUAGUAUAAAGCGGGUAAGAAGAUUAAGUACUGUAAAUUUAUGUUGAAAGUGUCUUAUGGAGUCGAGAAACUGUAUUUUUCUUGAAUAAACUACACCGUAGGUAUCAUGCUUUGUCAACAAUUCUGGCACUCGAUCCUUGAAACACUUACACAAACAAUAACUCCAGUUCAAGGACACUUCAUCGCUGGCAUAAUGAUACCUGUGCUAUACAGCAAAUCUCUGUUCUGUGAUUUUAGAAAAAACCUCGGUUGAAGAAAGUGAAAUUGCUUGACUCAGAUGAAGAAGAGGAGGACCAGGAUGACAGAGAAGCAAUUGCAAAUGAACUUUUUGAGGGGGAUGAGGAUACACCUGAGGUAAUUUGAUUAAAUGUUUUUCAUAUUGAGUUGGAUACAAAUAGUUCACAUUCGUUUCCAUACAAAGUUGUUUCGAUACAAGACAUUUCGAUACAAGCUUAUUCAGUCAAGGUGUAAAUAGUUCCACUUCCUUGGCUGAAAGAAAGAAGAAUAUUCACGAAAUGAUAUUUUUCUCGCUCAUGUGCAAACUACACAUAUACGUGAAGUGAACAAAAUUUUUGUGCAAUUUUACUGCUUGAGUUUGCAUCAAAACCACUUGUAUUGAAAUGAUUUUGUGUCAAAAGCAAACUAUCCAACUAGAGAAAAAACUAUCCAAUCAGAGAAUUCACCUGUCCGAUAUAUCACAGGUUAAGUCUGGUCUGAGGUUCAAUCACUAUUGAAGUAGUUAAAUUUGUCCUCUUUCCCCCUUAGUAAGUGUUUAAUCUAAGAAAUAAAUUCGUGCACUCUUUGUCAAAAUUUUAAUAAUUUCUCGAGCCUUUAGGUGAGGGAAAUUAUCAGAAUUAGAAGUUAUUUUCUAAUUCCACCUACUAUUUGAUUACCAGAUAACAUCAUGGUUGACAAAUUACUCUUACAGUAAAUUAUUGUGAGUGUGUUAUUUGUUUAUUCAGGGCUCGAGAUUUAAAAAAAAGUGAAGUCGCAUUUUUGCGACCAGUUAAGAAAAGUUAGUCGCAAAUUCUCAAAAUUUAGUCGCAAAGCAUAAGUUAAUUAUUAAUAAGUACUUUGACUACUAAAUUAAUAACUCUUUGAUUUCAGCAGCUUUUAUUCAUUUUUAAUGAUGUCUGAAAAACAGUUUCUGAAUUACUUUGACGGCACAAUCAAGAUCAUAAAUUACAACAUUCAAUCGAUUUUGAAAACGUACAGUCCACACAAAUAAUCCUGUUAAAUGAUAAUUUGCACUCAAGUUAAAAUUCAAAAAAAUGAAACAAUCAUUAAUCUUGUCGUCUCUUAACGAUAUGAAAUCCCCGUAAUGUUUCCCCUCGCUAAAUACACCAAGCUCUAAAUUAUUAAACAUGCUUACAGAAAUAGCGCAAAGCUUGUGUAUACAUUGACAUUUUCAUUACAUUCACCUUUCUGUUCCACUUGUGCCUCAAAAUGGCAAAGUUUAUGUUUGACUGUGAGUUAUAUCUUAAAAGAACUCUAGAUAAAUCAAGCCAAACUUCAACUUCAACUUCAACUUUAUUUAAUAAAAAUAUUGAUUACAACAGACUGGCCUGCAAAAUAGCAAUUGCUAAUCUAGGCGGACCAGUUAAAAGAAAAAUAAAGUGAAAGGAAGGAAACUAUUUUAGGUUACAAUAAAUAAUAUUUGUAUCAUAGUUUUAUUUUAAUAUUAAAUCUACUAAGGAAAGACCAAAAAGGAAUUGAUGGAAAAAAAAAAAAAAAAAAUACUUUUGUACAGAAAUCACUUAACUGUUAAUCAAACUUUUUCAACUAUUAAUGACGUCUCAUAUAGUCAACUUCUCUUUUUAAGAUAACGGAAAGCAAUCUGUGAAGCAUUUUGAUAACAGAAAGAUAUCGGAAUCCUCACAAAGUCUUUGGAACGAACACACAUGCCACUGAAAAGCCGCCAUGUUUGUUUUCAGUGAUUCACAGCGAUCAAAAUUGUGCACAGUUCCCACCAAACUGCCAAACAUCAUAUUUCUGACACCUCUUAUAAUUGUUAUCUAUCUAGUUUCCAGGCUCACAAUUUUGUUGCACAUCACUAUAAAAUUGUUAUAAUUUUUUCCGAAAAAAAGUCUUUCACAUUUUAUUGUCAAAAAAUGAGGUUCAGUUUUUGGGUUGCAGAAAUCAGUCCCCAUACAUGAAUUACCUACGUGUUUAUAACAGAACCGCUGUAAUGGCAUCUCAUCAAGCUAAUCGUGUAACGUUGUAUAUACAUGGUGUUGUUUGGAACUUGAGUAGGAUUUGCCUUUACAUUGUCCAAUCUCCACAACAAGUAGGACACAGUUUAUUUCUUUAUUAAUGUAGGUGAAAACUGGUCACAAAGUUGGGACCUGCUGAAGACGUUUUAGUCACAAAGGGAGAAAACUUAGUUGCAAAUGCGACCGAUACAGUCGUAAUGUCAAGCCCUGUUAUUGUCUUGAGAACUCCACAUACUGAAAAGUUGAAAGUAUGUAUUUUGGUGAAAGUGCAAAAUUUUCAACAUUUUUCAACAAAAUAUCCAUUAGAAAUCUUCUUAUUGUGCCCGCAGGGAUUUCGCCUAGAAGGCAAAAUUCUGAGGAGGCACUCGCUAGUAGCUCGCGCAUAUAAUAUUAAGGUCUUGCUCAGGUCUUAAACCCUUGACAUCUUAAUCCUUAGCAUUGUUAAACUGGGAGGCCAUCUAGGCACUGCAAUAUGUAUACACUAUGCCCCCUUAGGGAUGUUUUGAGGGAGAGACAUCUGCGAUUCAGCCCCAAAAUUGACAUGAAUCAGUGUUUACAUAAUUAGUCUAGUAGUCACUGGGAUCCAGAUGUAAAGUGGUUUGAGUUUAUCUUUCUUUUGGUGUGUUAUUGUAAACUUUUGAGUUCUUCUGCCAAGGAAUGGCAGCAAAACUCAAAUGCUUCUUGUACAUGAGUUAUGACUGUGUUUCUGUAGAUUCAAUCCAUCUACAUUUUGAUCUUUGUGACCUCAUGUCUUUUGUCUGUCAUUCAUAAACAAUAGCUCAAAGAAUUAAGUUACUGCAUUGACCAAUCAGCACUUAUGGGCCAGAUUCUGGCAACAAAUCUACAAGUGUAUUUCAUCAGUAUAGCAUUUUGGGGACUGAAAUGCAGUUUUUCGAUGUUUGAGAACCUGACCUCUAGCAGUGAGGUUUGAGGUGGAGAUGGCUGCAUUUUGUGGGCUACACAAAAUGUUCAAAAUAUUGCCCUAGCAGUUUUGUAAUUCUGAUUUUCAAUAUAAUAACUCAAGUCUUGAAAAUGUAUGCUGCAAAAAUUUCAAAUGGUUUUAUACAGUAGGACCUCGCCACUACUAUAGCAGUUUUGAUUUUUCAACCUCUAAAUAAUUAUAUAUUGAAGUCCUCAAUACAACAAACCAUAUUCCCUGCCCCAGUAAUAGUAAAGGAUAGUGAAAAAAACUCGAUAUAAAGAAUCCUGGUUAUAGCAAACAUAUUUUGCCAAACCCUUGACCAUUUAUUUACUCAAAGUUCCCCUGUACACAGGAAUUUGACAUGUUUUAGUUUUCAUUUGCUUUGAGGUUUUAAAAAUACAUUAUAUUUCCUGACUAGUUCAUUCCCUGUUAACUACCCUUGAGUUGUUUAUUGUACAUUAUUUGGAAAUCAUGUUUCCACAUUUGCUCCAGGUUCCAGCAGAACCAGCAGUCCAGCCUCAAGCUGAUGACACCUAUGCAGAUAUUGAGGACUCAGAAUCAGAAGAAGGUAUAAUGACCUAAGGACAAACCUAUGCUAGCCUGCAGUGUGGGCGUUUUCUUCAGACACAUGGAUGUUUUUGUUCCUGAAAGCACCAUGUUGAAACUUAAGGGUUGCUAUUUCUACUCUUCCCCAUCUUCCUCUGUCAUAAAAUCAAAGAUGGCAGCUACAACAAUACAUGUACGAAUAUAAACAAGCUUUCACCUACCUAAAAUACACCUUUUGCACUGCCCAUUUAAGUUUUCCAAGCUGCCAAUUGUACAGUUCUAUGCAUUUACUAUCAGAUUAAAAAACAAUUGUUCCUUUUAAAUCUCUAUGUGAAGUGUUCCUCUUCUUAAAUUCAAGCUGUGCAUAGCUAUUUGUUUUCAAGGACAGUAUAUUAGUCCCAUUUUACCGUAACCCACUAGUAUUUAAGGUGACGGUUGUCAAUCACAUUAAGUUCUUCUGUUUUUUAAUGACAAAUGGUCAUUCAUAUUUUUUAUGAGUUACAGCAGCUCACAGUGAUACUCACGCUGGCAUCACUCAUUGAUAUUAAUGUGCCAACCGCAAGGGCAUUGGGUCUUGAAACUAAAUAUUCUUUUUUUUUAUUUGUUACACAUUUAAUAACAAAAACAAUGUUUGAAAAUGAAGAAAUGAUCGUUGCAGUGAACGCAAUUUAUGCAAUUGCGUAAAGAAGCCUGUAAAAAAUUCAGGACUUUAACGGGGUUUGAACCCGUGACCUCGCGGUUACCGGUGCGAUGCUCCACCAACUGAGCUAUGAAGCCACUGACACUGGGAGCAGGUCAAUUAUUGUGGGUUCAUAUGUUCCCGUGAAAGAAAUGAGUGUUAAUGAUAUAUGAAAUAAAUCAUAUAUGAACUGCGGGAAUGAAAUGAAACAGUGUUUGUGAACAGUGAUUAUUGCUAUAAACACAAUCACUUUAUUUCUUACAUUAAAGUUACGACAUAUCUUUAAUUAUGAUCUUUGCUCAGAUGUGGAUGACUUUAUUGUGGACGAUGAAGGAAACCCUAUCAGGCAGGCCAAGAAGAAGAGGCGUCUUCAUGGAGCAGUGCAUGAUUCGUAAGUAUAUCACUGCAUCCUUUCUGAAUUGAUUUAAUGUAUAGAGCGAUAAAUUUAUUAAUAGUUUUUAUUAUAUAAACACCAAUGAAAUACCAGGUGAACUUUUGCACGAAAACAUGAUAUCUUCACACAUAUGAAAAUAUUACCGUUGCUAUGGCUACAUUAUAAAUUACGCCGUUCACCGGAAAAAACUGUUUCAGUGAAAUGGUUUGGUAUAACAUUGGUGUUUAAAUAAUAAAUAGAACAUUACAUGGCCGCUUGGAGAUAUGAAAUUUCUCUUCUCGUGUUGAAAAUAUUUCACUCGUUUGCUGUGCUCACUCGUGAAAUAUUUUUCAACACUCGCAGAGAAAUUUCGUAUCUCUGCAUGGGCAUGUAAUAUCCUCUAUUUAUUAUUUGGUAUGUGCAAAUUUCAAAACUCAGAGCAAAUUUCAGAGCAACAGUUUAAAGCAAAUUGAGUAUUUUGCUCAAAUCAUUUGAACUUCAUCAGUAAAAUGUAAAAUGUCAGGUUACGCAAUAGAAAGGUUGUUGCAUACUCCCAGGAGAGGAUUGUAAAUGGCUGGGAGUUCCAGUCUCUCAUCAUUAUUCAGAGAGGGUUUUCUUUGUUUGAUGUGAUGGCCUCCUUGAUGCAGCACUUGAUGGUGUGAGAAACGUACAAUGGUCCCAGAAACGUACAAUGAUCCGAAAUCUGUAUUAUUUCACUGCCUGCAUUGGGUGCUUUGAGAAUAGGUGCUCUCUUUGCUAUUAUCAAUGAUGAAGUAAUGAUAAUGGUUUAUCACAAAGGGUAUGAUGCAGUGUAUACUGUACUCUGUAGUAGUAGUAGUAGUAGUAGUAGUCGUAGUCAUAGUCAUAUCAUAGUGGUAGUGUUAGUGGUAGUAGUCGUAGUGGUAGUGGUGGUGGUAGUGGCAGUUGCAUUGCAGAGACAGUGCAAUAAUAUCUAUGUGACUAAUGAAAGUUUUUUUUUGCUAUGUUAGAGCCCUCAUGGAAGCGCAAGACAUCUUUGGUCUUGACUUUGAUUUUGACGAAUUUGAAAAGUAUGGAAGAGAUGACUUUUCGUCAGAAGAGGAUGAAGAUGAAUAUGAAGAGGAAGAUGGGGAAGACGGAACAUUAAGACAACAAAAGAAAAAAUCCACAAAAAAAUCGAUUUAUGAGGUGAGGUUUGCAAGGGCUUUCUUGGUAUUUAAAGAACAUUAUUUUAACGUCAACUUGUCCAAUAGAAAAAUGUAUUAUUAUUUUUGUUGUCCUCGGAGAAAGAUUUGAAAAAAACAAUUAGUUUUGAUUUUUUGUUUGGAAUGCGACUAACAAACUGAAACCUUUUAAUUUCUAACUUGCAUGUACAGACUGUAUUAUAAUUAUCAUCAACAAUACUAUUAUUGAAUUAGAUUGAGUAUGAUGAGAAGAAUUAUGCGGAUCAAGAAGAAUGUUAUUCACCGAGGCUGAAGCCGAGGUCGAUAACAGCCUCUGAGGUCUGCAUAAUUCUUCUCAUCAUACAAGAGCCAAAUUCAAUAAUUUGUUUUAUUGUUCAUUUAUAACAUUAACUUAACAACCUGAACUCCUUGUUAACUUUCUUAAUGUGUGACCGGGAAGACUGUCUAUACUUGAAAUAUCUUAGGAAUGUUCAUUGUGUUAUGACCAAUCACAGCAAAGAUCAGGAUAUGCAAACAAGCCACAAAACCACAAACUAAUUAACACUCUUGCUUAUGGUUCAGUUUUCUCAUUCCUGAUUGGCUUUUUUCUUGCAACACGAUAUCAUUCACGGUUUUCACGAUUUGACUGUAAACAUUGGCCUAUUUUUCGGCAUUAUUUUGGGAUACAAAAAAAUGUUUUUUCAUGCAGAUACUCCUCAAAAAGUAGAUAGCAUCUAUUGAGCAAUGUUUUGCACAUUUUUGCACUUUUCUGUUCAGUUUUAGCAAGAAAUUCAGCCAUUUUUUUUCAUUCCAAUCAGAAAUAAACAGGUAGGCUACUCGCUUACAAACAAGGUUUAUUGAUAGGUUAUUAUGCAAGAUCCCAUCAAAUCUAUGGUAUAUUGCUCGCAUCUUCCAAAUUUGGUAAGCACCAUCUGGUUAUGAAGAAUAACCCAGAGUAUUGGAGCCAAUCAGAACUGGUGAAAUAUUUUGAAUGAAUAAUAAUUGUUAUAAGAAACUUCUGUUAAGCUUAUCAAAGAUGUACACUGUAUCUUCUUGAAGAAUUUCAUUGACAGUGUUACAUCUUUGAUAAAUGCUGACAGCUUCGAUGAAGCCAUCUUUUCUUGAAAAACAUUUAACAAUUAUUAGAUCGAACAUUGAAAAAUAUUAUCAGCUUUCGCCCAUGGACACAAGUGAUCCACCCCCAAACCAGGGGGAGGGGCAUCUAAGACAUUAAGACUGGCUUUUAAUAUGUUUUGAUAAAGAUGGCUGACAGUCAUCGAAACAUUUAAAUGUUUUAAGAACAUUUAAAUCGACGUACACUGUAUCUGUGUACAAAGGCAAAGCAAGAAUGUCAGUUUGUCAUUUUGUCUUCAUAGGUGUUUGAACCAAGUGAGCUUGAGAAAGGAAUGUUGACCAGCAAAGACGGUGAAAUCAGAAAUGCUGAUGUGCCUGAAAGAUUUCAGGUCAGUUGUGAAAGCAACAACAGGUUAUUUGUAAAAGAUUUGAUAAUGACCAUGUUAUGAGUGUGGGAUAUAAAAAAAGUCAUGAGAUUCCCUGACAGGGUUAAAACCUAGGACAGGGCUUAAAAAAAAGUCCUGUCCCAGGGCUUGAAUUAAGAGCCAGGAGCUAUUAUGAAUGUGGCCCCUGGCUACUUGCAUAGGAAAAUAGGAGAAAAAUAGAACCAAAAGAAAUUCUUAGCUGUUUGAUUCCGUGUCUACUUAUUGUAUUUAUGCGGCAACUUAAGAUCUUAGUGACAUCCCUGUGUCCAGUAGUUUGGGACAAGUAGGUUUUCUUGCUGGGCAAGUAACUUUUAAAAAUUACUUGCCUGAGGGUUGAGCGUCUGGGCAAGUCAUCCUCUAACAAAGUCAUUAACUAAGAUAACCAACAAGCGACCCUUGGCAAGCAAAAUGCAAGAGCUGCUUGCCCAAAGGACAAGCUGGAAUUCAAGUUUUUUUUAUAACCCUGCUAUGAUUUCACAAACACUGAGCAGGUGCUCUAUACAGAGAGCAAGGUUGCACACUAGGUUCAUAUUAUUUUUAACGUGCAUCUUGCUGGAUAAGUAAUGCCAAAAGCAUACUGUCUAAAAUAAGGACUUCGUACUUUAUUUAUUAUAACAGCUUAUUAGGAAAAAAAAUGCACACCUAGGGUACAGGUGACAAAUCCAAAUUGGUAAAACAAUUAAUAACAGCACCAUGAACAUCUAGAGAUGGUCAUCACAAACUCUCAGAAUCUUAGGUUGUUUAAUUUGCUAAAGAAGCAACAGAUGAAUGAGUAAAGAAAAAGAAUUUUCUGAGAACUUUGUGGUUCCAAUGUUCAGAAUGUGAUUUCACUUGAUACUUUCAGAAGGCCAACCAUCUUCAAAGAUGAAACAAGUUCAUUUGAAUCAGCUUAUAAUUGUUUUUUUUUUCUUACAGGUGCGUGAUUUUUCUGUCAAAUCAACUGAAGAUGGGGAGCUUGACGAUGAGGCACAGUGGAUUUACCAACAUGCAUUUCUGGAAUUUCCGAUAUCACAACAGCAGGUGUGGCUUGUAACAGUACAUUAAGCAAGCAUGUAUUGGUUUGGCUAGCGUAAGUCAAGAAUAAUACAGUCAACGGCCAAGCAUAACUCCCAAGAUCACAUUAAUGAAUUUAUUAUAUAUGAAUGUUGAAUCCACUGGUAGUUGUAGAUUUCAGAUACAUCUCUGCAUUCCUGCAUGUGUAAUAAGCAGUGAAUAAUAAUGCUUAACCUUGUAUGACUGGGUUCCAUUUCUGCCUUUGCCACUCUUCAGUAAAAUCUUUAAUAGUCUGCUACACAGCCGUUCUUUGUGUCAUCACUAGCCAGGAUGAUUGGAGAACUGUGGAAUCAAGGCAGUGCUCUGUCAACGGCUGGUGGCCCCUGGUGCAUAACUUUUUAUCCCGGGUGACUAGAAAAUCUUAGUAAUCAUAGAAGUGAUAUGUUAGGCGCUGUGGAUUUCACAGGUUUACAGCAGUGGCUUAGAGUACAGUAUUGAAAAUCCUUGAUUAACAGGAAUUUUCUUGGAUUUUUAAGAGAGUGACCAACAUCAAUUUUAAAGAAAAGUUUAAUGAGGGUAAAUAAAAUGAUCACCUGAGGGAAAAAUGCUUUGAUCUUUUAACAAAUUCUCUCAACUGAUUCUGUAAGGAAAUGUAUAGAGAUCAGUUUGGAGAAUUUGUAUGUGGACCUUGGGGCUUAGAAGCUUAUUGAUGACUGUUCUUCACUCUAGGAUAUUCUGGACAGUGAUACCCACUCUCGCACCAAAGCACCCAAACCAUACUCUGCUGUCAGCAAGAUUAAAGAAGCUUUAAACCUGAUGAGAAAUCACCUGUUUGAGGUUUGUUUAUGUUUUGUUACUAUUUUCUAUCUACCAGCUAAAGCUGCAAAUAACUUUGAGGCAUUGAACAAUGUCCUACCACAGGUAGACCACCCUCUUUUCCUGAACAGAGGGUGGUCUUCCUGUGGUCCUACGAAAAAUUUCCCUAUGUCGGAUGUGAGACAAAAUCUCUAGAUUUGGGGCAGUGUGCAGCUCUUACAAGGCAGGCCUCAUAAGGUUGCCUGAGAAAACAAUGAAACAAACUUAAAUAACAAUGGACCCUAUCCUAAGAGCAAAGGUGCUGCGUGCUAUUGAAGUUCCAGUAAAAUAAGGGCUAGAUUCCCUAUGUUCUAGAAAAUACUGAGGUUGACACUUUCUUAUUCUGUAAAGUGCAUUGUGAGCAAAUUUAAAUUUGCUGUUUUACAUCAAUUUUUUGUGUGUGUCAAUUCCCUGUUUCCUCAGUCUAGGCUAAAAUCUUCAACCACUUGAUCAGUUUCCUGGAAAAUGAUUCUUUAUUCUAGAUCCAAGCUUUCCGAUCUUUUUACCCUAUCCCUGUAUAAACGGCUUGAAAAACCAUUCAUCUGUACCCUUUGCAAUGGCACAUACGUAUAUAGCCCAUAAUUGAAAUGGCAGUACCCCCACCCUUCCUAGGAAUUAAUACGUGCCAGAUUUUGCCUUCUGUGGAUUUAGCAUCACCAACAAUCACUUUUGCAGGUUCCAUUUAUAGCCAACUACAGAAAAGAGUACAUUGAGCCUGAACUUAACACAGAGGACUUGUGGAAAGUCUGGGAAUGGGAUGAAAAGGUGAGAUAUCUCAGUUUAUACCUUUUAGAGAUGCUUACACAAUUUACCGCUGGAUACCAGCAGUCUACUGUCUCCCACCCUCCAAUAUUCCUUUUCUGACAUUCAAAUACUUUGAUACGUGAAAUGCCAUCAACACCAUUUUUUUUUCACUGCUUGCAUGUUCCUCAACACUCCAGAUGAAAGUUUUCCUACAUGAGUGAAGUCUCCUAAAGGCUCAACAAACAAACAAAAUUAAGAUAAAUUUUAAGAAUGGGGGAGAACUUGAUGAUUAUUAUUUGGUUACUUAGUGGUGUCAGCUGCGCACUCGCAAGGAGAACCUCCAUCGCCUGUUCCAAGAAAUGCAGGAUUAUCAGUUCAACAAGAUCCAGGAAAGUGGAGAUAAACCUCUUGAUGAUGAUACAAGGAUUCUACAGCCUGAGGAUAUUGAGAGGUAAUAAAAAUAUAUAGAGGAUAUUACACAGUGGCGUGAAGAUAUGAUUUUUAUUUUUGAGUGGUGAAAAAAUAUUUUACAAAUGAGUGCAGCAAGUGAGUAAAAUAUUGUUUUUGCCACAAGAAAAUAAAAUUCAUAUCUUCAAGCCGCCGUGUAACGUUCUUUUUAUUAUAUAGACAAAAAGACAUUGAUAACAUAAUAGAUUUUUAUUCGCCAAAAAGAAAGAGGCCUACAAAUUUUGAGGGGAAAUUACCGAAAUUACGUCAUCGAUAAACUCACGUGUGAGAUUAUUGAAAAUAAACCACUCGGGUCCCGGAUGUAGUUUUUAUGAAUUUUACGAGUGUUAUAUUUUCCGAUAAAACACUUGUGUCUAUAUAAUAAAAAUAAAUAAAUAAAUGAAUAAAAUAUUGAUUUGAAGGUUGUGUAUCUACCUAGUGUUCUUUGUCUACCAAUAAUUAAAUAAAUGAGCUAAAAUAAUGAUUUGGAGUUAGCACAUCCACACAGCAUAAUAGUCAUCAAAAACUCUUGAGAAAUAUGCCAAGGGAAUAGUCCAGUUUUGAAUUUUGUCAUGGCUGCUGAAUAAAAGCACCAAAGACUUAUUUGUACAGGGUCAGCCUCAGCCCAAUGUAAAAUAUUCACAAGUACUGGCUGUGGCAAGAAGGCACCUGAAUUUGGGUUUAAGACAAAAAGUUGUACACAGGUAUUCUUAGGUCGUGGCUAACCCUGUAUAAAUGUGUCUUCAGUGCUUCUAUUCAGCGGCCACAACAAAUUCAGAACUGAAGUACAGCGAAACCCCGCCUUACAGCCACCUCAGUAAUACAGUCACCUCGUUGUUAUGGCCACUUUUUUUGUCCGCCCUGCGAAACGGCCAUACAUGUUCUUGCAAAUAACCACCAUUAAUUACGGUCACCCUUUAAUACGGCCAAAUUUUUUGGCCCAUUGGUGACCGUAUUAACGUGGUUCCACUGUAUUGAAAAACUUUGUCAAGUUGACAGUAGGGCAAUCUGUAUUGAAAUAAGUUCAAGAAGUACAUAUAAUCAUCACUCACUUUCUUUGUCAGGUUGGAUGGAGUAGAGACAAUCGAGGAGCUCAAAGAUGUGUACAGUCACUUCAUGCUGUACUACAGAAAUGAUAUUCCUGCCAUGUGGGAAGCCAAGAGGAAAAAGAAACAAUCUGAAAAUGAGGAAGCUGAAGGGGAAUCCAAGCCAACUCCACCCAAACAUAAAAUGCCAGCCAAACGUGAUCUGUAUACCAUAUGCAGACAAGCAGGUGAAACACACAACAGGCUUUUGACUGCGCUGGAUUUUAGAUAGAUCUUUUCAAAACAAAGAGAUCUCAAAAUUUCAAGACAUUUUAUUUCAACAUUGCCACAUUAAAAACAAACAAAAAAAAAAACAGAGGAAAAAAAUUCAGACAGGAGUGUUGUUAUAAUUUUGUUGUCUAAAUUUUAGAUACAGUCAAACUCCAUUGACUCCAACUCUAUUUUCAGCUGAGUUAUACCACAGUUUUUGUCACCUCCAAGGGCUAAAUCUCUCCUACUUGUAAGCACACUGAAUCCCUGCCCCACCUCCACGGGAUCUCUAAAGUUUUACCACCACCUUUAUUUUCUUGUCAGUUCUAUUUUAAGAAAAUUCUCUCACUCUCCAACCAAAUCAUGGUAAGAUAUGUAGUCAUUCCAAUUUUUAAGUCCGUGGAUGAAAUCCUUUGGUGUUACCAUUCAAACAGAACUCUUUGUGAGGACUUUUGCCUUCUAAUGUUUCUUUUUUAGGAUUUAAACCAAGAAAUUUGAAAGAAUAACUUAAUAAUUGUUAUAAUUUUUUGAAAGUACUCACUUAGGGGUGAGAGGGUUGAUAUUGAUAUUUAUCGUAUUCCUCUUUUCAUAGUUUCACACUAUUAUUUCAGGUGUGAGUGGAUUGGCGAGAAAGUUUGGCUUGACACCAGACCAGUUAGGAGAGAACUUGCGUGACAACUACCAACGACAUGAAACGGAGCAACAUCCUGUUGAACCAGAUGAAACAGCUGAAAAUUACCUUAGUAGGUGAGAAGACAUUCCAUUUUGCCUCAAAUCAAGACCUUAGAACUACAUGUGCAGGUCGUUUUACGAAUAAUUUGUUCAUUUUUACUAGAGGAAUGAACUUUCGAGAGUUACUGAUAGCUGUAUGAGUAAUAUUGUUUAUUUCUUUAUUUAGAUUAACCUAACCAGAAACGAUACUUAUAACAGCUACAAUGUACAUAAAAUUAUUAGGCAGGGAGACCACUACAGCCUAGCCAAUUACCACAUUAAAAAUAAUAAUAAUAAUAAUAAUAAUAAUAAUAAUAAUAAUAAUAUGAAAUGUAUAACUAAUGACUAAAGCCACUAAUAGAUAAACAAGGAAAAAUACAAAAAUGGCAAAAAAUUCAGCAGGAGUGCAAGUGCAGGAGAGUCCUCACUAUAUUGCACCUCUGACCUGGGACAGAUUGUUCUCCAGGUUCUGAUGUCGUCAGCGUCCUACAGAUGUAGAGCCUCAUUAUAGUAUUGGAGUAGUAAACAUUUAAAAGAAGCUAGAGAAAUGGGAUUUGUGCGUAACUCACGGGGCAGGACGUUCCAUUUGCAGCACACGUACAUGUAUGAAAAAUGAGCGUUGAUAAGUAACAGUUCUACUUUGCUUAGGGAUAGAAGUAACAGCAUUGCUGCUCAGUGACUUGGUGGAUCUGGUUAAUUGUCUAGUAACAGGCAGAGCUUCACUAUCUAUGAAAACUAGGUUAAUUUUGGUCUUCUUCCACAUUUUGCCUUCCCCUCACCUUAAAUCCUCAAUCCUCUUUAUUGCUGAUGGAACAUUUGUCCACCGUAAAUGCUUGCCAUCUGACUCCAUUUUGAGCAAUGAGUUUUGCCUUAUGCCAAGUAUUAAAGUCCUUGACCCUCAGGGUCUAACAUCCUUGCAUGCCUCCACAUUUGUCAGGGACUCCCUGUCUGACCCUUACCCUGUGGCUUCCAUUCAAGGACUGUUUUAGCCACAUGUCCAUCAUUCUGGUCACCUCUGUGUGGACAGUCCAUCUACCUUAAAUAACAAGUCAUUCUAAAAAUGAAACAAAUAAGAGGUAAUUCAGUCAUGUAGGCCAUGUCCAAUUAUUUGUCGUAAGGGUGAAGUCUGGUAUGAUGGCUACCAUUCAUAUGUAAACAGAACUCAUUAUCACAUAGUGGUUCUCCUUAUGACCUGAUUUUGAAGAAAAGGGAUUUUAGAGCUUAUAUAUGUAAGCAGCUGGUGAUUUGUCCAAAUAGUUUCAUAUUGACUGCAGAAUUCGUUAUUUUCCUUAUAGCACUUUCUCAACUGUCAAUCAAGUUCUGGAAGCUGCUCGGCAUAUGGUGGCUAUGCAGAUUGCAAGAGAUCCGUUGGUUCGUCAGUGUGUUAGGCAGACGUUCUAUGAGAGAGCCAAACUAAAGAUUAAACCUACUAAGAAAGGAAAGAAGGUAAACAAAGUUGGCAGUAGCUUUCAAACACUUUAGGGAUUUUGUUUUGAUAAUUUUUUAUUUCAACUUUAAGGCAUAAAAAGUAACAAAUUAAAACCAUGACAUUUCAGGGACCACAUUUGUUUGUUUUCUUUAUCAAGCGGUGAUAACGAUGCCUUUUUUUAUUUUAUUAGGAAAUUGAUGAAUCUCACUCGUGCAGCACUUUUAAGUAUAUUAAAAACAAGCCUGUUAAAGACUUAAAAGGUGAUCAGUUUCUGCGCAUGUGUAAGGCAGAGGAAGAUGGUCUACUGACAAUUUCAAUUGGAAUCGACCUGGACAAGAGUGCAGGGUAUAAUAAUAAUAAUAAAUGAUAAUGAUGAUGAUGAUGAUUAUGAUGAUGAUUUAGAGGUAGGACAUCCACAAAGUGGUUCUUUGUCUACCUGACUCCUGGUCAAAUUGGAAUUUGGAAAUGUUGGGUUUUGAAAAGAGGGGAAAACCGGAUUACCUGGAGAAAAACUUCUUGGAGCAAAGGAGAGAACCAACAACAAACUCUAUGCACAUAAUUAUGGCAUCAACGCCAGGAUUUGAACCCAGGCCCCGUUGGUGGGGGGCAAGUGCUCUCACCACUGUGCCAUCCCUUGCUCCCCAUAUUUUGAGGCAGAAAUCUUUAAUUCUUAGUACAGUCAAACUUCCCAUAAGCAACAACCCAAAAUGUGAAGAUUUAGUGGUUGGCUAUAGGAGGUGGUCACUUAGGAGAACCAAACUACAGGAAUGUCUUCUGAGAAAAGGUUCCUGAGACAUCUACUGUUUGGUAAAGAAUUUAUUACUUUCAGUUGGUAAGCUACAAUAUCUGUAGUCCCAUGUUUUUUCAGUGUCUAAGUUACAAUAAUAUAUCUGUAGUUCCAUGUUGUCAGUAAAAGCUCUUUGCACACUCUUAGUCAACCCUCCAAGUUGCGACCAUUUUGGUCGCCAUGGCGCCUAAAAUGUUGCAGCUGGUGCCUUGAUUUGUAAAAAAGUCUCCCUAAACCAAAAGAGUUGGUUGCCAAAUGGCGACCAAGCAAAAACUUUAUCUUGGAGGGUUGUUAAUGGCAUUUAUGAUAGUACAUGCUUCCAAAAAAGAGGAGAGAGAGAGAGAGAGAGAAAGAGAGAUCAGAACAUGUGUCUAUUGAUCCCCUACAAGAGGUUAAACACAAUAGAAAAUUAUAAAACUGUCAGCUCAAAAAGUGCAUGGUCGUGUUCCUUUAUGAGUGGUUCCAACUUACAGGGCUUUGACUGGGAAAAUUUUGGUGCUGUGGAUAGAUGGUCAUUCAUGGGAGGUGGUCGCUUAUAAGAGGAGGUUGACUGUAGUAACAAUAAUUAUGCUUAUUUCUUGAAGAAAUGAGCAUUAUUUUAUUUAUAUUUUAUUUUGUCUUAAAAAAGACACUUGCUAUUGCUUAUAUGUGUUUUCAGAUAUCAGACUUACUUUGAUGAAGUAAAGCAACUUUAUUACAGGGUGAGUGGCAAGAACGUGUUCUGCUCAAUAGCCAUUGUGUUCUAUUAUCAGGUUACGGCUGUGGUUCUUCUAUACACAGCAUUAAAUCGUAGUCACGUCUUCUUUUAGACUUCAUCUUAACUAUCAAACAUUGUUGUUGAACAUCUUGUUUGUCAAACACAACAUGGGAUACCGGUGGAUAAACAAGAGAAAGCGUUUGACCAUACAUUGAACAACGUGAGCCCAUUUUUAUUAUUAUAAACACCAAUGAAAUACCAGGUGCCGGAGCUUUCGCGUGAAAACUUGAUGUCUUCACAUGUGAAAAUUUCACCGUUGCUAUAGCUUCAUAAUAAAUCGCGCCUUUCACACCAAAAAACUAUUAAAGUGAAAUGGUUUGGUAUUUCAUUGUAGUUUACAUAAUAAAUAGAACAUUACAUGGCUGCUUAUAGAUACGAAAUUUCUCUUCUCGUGUUGAAAAAUAUUUCAGUCCUUGUUCGCUGCGCUCACUCGUGAAAUAUUUUUUCAACGCGAGAAGAGAAAUUUCGUAUCUCCACGCGGCCAUGGAAUGUCCUCUAUGUAAUAGUGUGCAUUACAAUCAGGAAAUUGUCAUUAAAAUGUUUGUCCUCAUUUUUCAGGAUGAAUUUAGUCAUCUGGUGCAAGAGUGGAACACUCAGAGGAUGAAUGCUUUGUCGCGGGCCUUUAACCAGAUGCUUUAUCCACUAUUUGAGAAGGAACUUAAGCUAAAACUUUUAGAGGAAGCCAAGAAUUUUGUGGUUAAGGUGAGUUUGUCCCUGUUUGGAGCAGACAGUGAGAGAUCAGGAGUGCUUACCAUUUACACAAGCCAUGAGGGUGGAAAUCUUGUGUAUAGACAUAAAACUAUGGUAUAUAAUUUGAUGUUUUAGAAUGACCUGUGACAAAGUAUAUCCAAAUUAGCUGAACAGACUGAAAUGAGUAGAGAAAUUGCAUCAUCUCAAAUCACAGCAUUUUCUGAAGCUUUCCAAACAAGAUGGCGUAAACCAUUUGAUUUUCCAACCGGAGUUUCCAGUUUUCCCAUUUUCUCUAGUUGCCCGCAAUAAUACGCUCUGGGCUUUCAAAACCGGGAAAAAGUUGUCUGAUUGCUGUUUUUUUUUUUGCUUUAAUGUUACCAGUCAUGCUGCCGCAAGCUGAGGUCAUGGAUUGAAGUUGCUCCGUAUCAACCUGAGCAGCAGGUAGAUGAACAAGACUUUGAUGACAGAACAAACUCUGAUGGGCUGCGGGUGCUGUCAUGUUCCAUCUCACCCAACCCUGAUACCCCUGCCUUCUUGGCCAUGUUAGAUGGCGGAGGACAGGUGACCGACUACCUCAGACUGAAAUAUUUGCUGAACAGGAGAAAUGCGACAAGAGCCAAGGAACGUGAAGAUAAGGUUAGCCAUCUCCUUUGUUUUGGUUGUUGAUGUUCUAAUAGUGGCCAAACAAAAAAAAAAUUAUAUUUCUUUUUGUUAAAUGAUGAGAAAUAAAAUUUUAAUAGUAUUAUGCAUAAGUUCUGGAAGGGAGGUUUCAUUUAAAUGGUAGCAUCAUAACUUUUAAUAAAUUUUUUUUGAAAGUCUUGCCCUUUUCUUUUAUUACAUGUACUUUGACCGUCUUUGAAAAAAAUGUGAGAUGUUGCUAAUAAUUCUGCACCCGUAAAUAUCAAGGAGGUUUUACUAGGAUUUCUGAUGUGCACUCAUAUUCUUCCCCAUCUUUGCUCUACAGUGACUUUUUACUAGACACUCAAGACUCAGAAACUUACCAAAAUAUAAUACUUUUGGCUUCUGAUAAAACAAAGGGAUUACUGAUUACUGUCUUAUGCUACCUGCAAGCAGACGCAACAACUCCCAACAUUGUUGGCAGACAAUAUUGGGAGUUGUUGUGUCUGUUUGUAGUAGCUAAAAGUUUGACCGGUUUCAAACGUUGUGCAACAACACGCACAGCAUGCAACAGGGUGUGCAAAUGGACGCAACAUGUAACAUCCAACGAUUUUGGGAGUUGUUGGCCAAUAAAGUUGCAUUCGUUUGCACGGGGCUUAAAAGUUACAGAAAUCAGCAAUCAAUUAAAAUAAAAUUAGCUCAGGAACUCUGUCUAGUCAAAAUAUAAACCUACAUAAUGUGGUUUAUGAGUGACAGUCUGUGGUCGUGAGAGCAAGGAAUUCAGGUAACGAAAAGAAAUAACUUCUACAAAAUGAUAAUUUAUGUGAUGAAGAUUUUUCGCUCCUACACCUAAAUAUUCGUAGUCUGCAACGUAAUCUAAACAGCCUUUCUAUUCUUUUGACAUGCUUGAAUAUUAAGUUCUCUUUAAUUGGCGUUUCUGAGACUUGGCUAAACGAUUAUUCCCAUUCAGUAGACAUAGAUGGUUUCAAUUUUAUCCACAAACAUCGCCCAAAUAGAACUGGUGGUGGUGUUGGAUUAUAUAUUUCUGACAAUCUCGAUUUUAAAAUUCGCGCUGACUUGAGUUUUGACGAUAUUGAUGUUGCAGAAUCUUUUCUUAUUGAAAUAUCAAGACCCCAUGGGAAAAAUAUUAUUGGUGGUGUUAUUUACAGGCCACCUAAUCAGAGAGUUGGUGACUUUGUGUCAAAACACAAUGAUCUGUUAGCGAAAAUCUCUAGAGAGAACAAAAUAUGUUUUAUUAUGGGUGAUUUCAAUUUGAAUUUAAUUAACUUUCAACAUCACCAAAACACUGGCGAAUUCUUGAUGACUUGCACUCGUAUAUGUUUUUUGCCAUGAUAACACGUCCCACCCGAAUAACUUCUCACACCGCAACAUUGCUAGAUAACAUUUUCGCAAACACAUUGUUUGAUCACUCGAGAAGUGGUUUAUUGACUACCGAUAUCUCUGAUCACUUACCUGUUUUUCGAUUCAUUCAAAUAAUGGCUCUUCCAACAGCCACGCUCGUGACCCAGUGGUCAUUCGAAACAAUAAUAAAGAAAACUUAGCGAGUUUUCUCGAAACGCUAAAAGAAAUUAGCUGGUCCUCCCUUGAUGGUUAUCGUGACCCCAAAAACGCGUAUAAUAGCUUUAUAAAGAAGUAUUCUGAAAGUUAUAAUGUGUCCUUCCCUGUCAAAAAAUUAACUAGAAAACAGUCCCGUUUAAAUAAGCCGUUGCUAUCCAAUGCGCUUAUUAAGUGUAUAAAGAAGAAAAAUAGGCUUUAUAAAAAAUAUCUGCGAAAUCCAACAAUGGAUCGUCAAUCAAUUUACAAAAGUUAUAAAAACAAAUUAAAUCAUUCUCUGCGGACAGCAAAACGUCUAUACUACGAGAAGAAAUUGAAUGACGUUCAAUCUAAUACUUGUGCUACUUGGAAAGUUUUAAAUGAAAUUCUAAACAGAAGCAAAAGAAAUUCCAAUAGAUGCUCAACAUCUAAGGUGGCUCGACUGGAUUUUUUGGGGUUGAUACCUCCCAACUUUGAGCAUUAACUACGUCGGCAUGAGUAAAGAUAUGGAAAAAAGGUUACCACAACUGUAUUAUAUAAAGAUGAAAAUUUCUUAUGAUCUGGGUUUUAUUGCAAUCGGAGUCACCAUGGCAACGUAAUGACGCCAUUACGUUUUUCAUUUAUCUUUGUGUUUCUCUGUUCCAGGAGUUUUUUUGAAGAAAUCGCUUUAGGGAGUAUGUACCUGCUAUAAUUGCCUCCAUUAUGGCAAAGUUUGAACAAAUUCUAUGAGAGCGUUUUCGAAAUAUUUUGAAAUGUAGUUUUAAGAAUAAUAAAAACAGCGAAAUAGCAUGCUACCUACGCAAUUCGCUAAUAUUUUAAGAAAAUGAUAAGCUUUGGGAACGAUUCUUCAUCUCAUAGUGGUUUGAUUCCAUUGAAAACUGCCUACGAAAAAAGAGGGGAAUUGCUCUGGGCGAUCGCGAGUAAGAAGAAUUUUAUUAACUUGCAUUUAGCUGCUUUUUAUACAGUUUUUGGACGUAAUUUGGUUCAUGCCUAAUAAUUUCGUAUUUUUCCAAAAACCGCUCGAUAAAUUUUUCUAUAAAUUCGACAAUCCCGAGAUCAAUCGUCAAGAAAUAUUCCCUGCAAGUUUUAAGAACAUUGAAAACAGGGAAGGCUUUUAAAUAGGGCCUCAAAUAUAGCCAAUUUUCCCCCCAGAUUUUGUGUUUACAAGUGAGCGUCCUCAUUAUUCACUAGCAUUGUUUUCAAGUUUCAUAUACACGUGCACAUUUAGCAAAAAGAUAGAAUUUGCAUCAAAAAGGACCCUCGGUUAAAUCUCCGGGAUAUGCUAAUUACUGGGUAAAGAGAUUAAUGAUACAUUAUAACAUCAGAGCAACUCUUUGUGAGAGUUUCUGUGAUGUUAUAACCCGAGGAAGAUAAUUAAGUAUUCCAUCCUACACGAUGAGCCGUGACGUUCACGUUCACCGUUUCGGCUCUCACUGCUAUCUGUGACGACAAGCCAAUUAUUAGCAUAUUCCGGAUAUUUCUUCGGAAAGUAAUUGAGAGUUCUUUUUGAUGCAAAUUUAUAUCUUUUGCUAGUUGUGCAUGUGCAUAUGAAACUUGAAAACAAUGCCAGUGAAUAAUGAGGACGCUCACUUGUGAACACAAAAUCUGGGGGGAAAAUUGGUUAUAUUUGAGGCCCUAUUUAAAAGCCUUCCCUAUUUUCAAUGUUCUUGAAACUUGCAGGGAAUAUUUCUUGACGAUUGAUCUCGGGAUUGUCGAAUUUAUAAAAAAGUUUAUCGAGCGGUUUUGGGAAAAAUGCGAAAUAUUUAGGCGUGGACCAAAUUACGUCCAAAAACUGUAUCAAAAGCAGCUGAAUGCAAGUUAAUAAAAUUCUUCUUACUCGCGAUCGCCCGGAGCAAUUCCCCUCUUUUUUUGUAUGCAGUUUUCAGUGGAAUCAAACCACUAUGAGAUGAAGCCUUGUUCCCAAAGCUUAUCACUUUCUUAAAAUAUUAGCGAAUUGUGUGGCUAGCAUGCUAUUUCACUGUUUCUAUUAUUCUUAAAACUACAUUUCAAAAUAUUUCGAAAACGCUCUCAUAGAAUUUGUUCAAACUAUGCCAUAAUGGAGGCAAUUAUUGCAGGUACAUACUCCCUUAAGUGAUUUCUUCAAAAAGCUCCUGGAAAAAGGAGACACAAAGAUAAAUGAAAAACGUAAUGGCGUCAUUACGUUGCCAUGGCGACUCCGAUUGCAAUAAAACCCAGAUCAUAAGAAAUUUUCAUCUUUAUAUAAUACAGUUGUGGUAACCUUUUUUCCAUAUCUUUACUCAUGCCGACGUAGUUAAUUCUCAAAGUUGGGAGGUACAAACACCAAAAAAUCCAGUCGAGCCACCUUAAAGCUGAUGGUCGUGAAAUUACUGAUCCUGUCGAAAUUGCCAACAAGUUUUGUAGUUAUUUUUUGUAGUUAUUUUUCAAGCAUCGGUCCUAAUUUAGCAAGGGGUAUACAGUUGUCAGCCUCACACCGUAGUUUUCUUAAUGGUUUCUUUACACAGUCAAUAUUCUUCAACCCUACAACUCAAGAUGAGAUCGCUGAGAUUGCGAAAACUUUUCUUUCAGGCAAAGCAGCUGGCUACGACCAGAUUCCAAUGAGAGUCAUUAAGGAGUCCAUUCUACUUGUUUCUGAACCACUCACCCAUAUCAUAAACUUGUCAAUCCAGCAUGGUAUUGUUCCCGAUGAAAUGAAAAUCGCUCUCGUGAUACCUAUUUUUAAAUCUGAUGAUCAGUCGCUUUUCACCAACUACCGACCUAUCUCGGUGCUUCCCAGCUUUUCAAAAUUCUUUGAAAGAGUUAUCUACAAUCGUUUAAUGCAAUAUCUGAUGAACGUCAACAUCCUCUGUAGUAACCAAUACGGCUUCAGGAAAAAUCAUUCCACUGCACUCGCGCUAAUCGACUUGCAUGAUACGAUCUCCACGGCCUUUGACUGAGGUGAAUUUUCCGUAGGUAUUUUUCUUGACCUCUCAAAAGCCUUUGACACUGUAAAUCAUAUCAUCCUUUUUGAUAAACUCGAACAUUACGGUAUUCGUGGCUUAGCGCUGGACUGGAUAAGAAGUUACUUUUCAAACAGAAAGCAAUAUGUUGAAUAUAAUGGCCACCGUUCGUUAAGAAAUGAAAUCUCUUGUGGGGUCCCUCAUGGUUCUAUCCUCGGACCUCUAUUUUUCUUACUGUAUAUUAACGACAUCAACAACGCUUCUAAUCUAUUAAAUCUGAUAUUGUUCGCUGACGAUAUCAAUGUAUUCAUGUCAUAUAAAGAUCUGAACUACCUCUCAGAUAUGUUAAACUUGGAGAUGGACAAACUGUCAACCUGGUUUGAAGCAAACAAGCUUUCUCUAAAUCUUAAAAAGACUAAAUUUAUGGUCUUUAAACCAAGACAAAAGCGUUCAAUUUGUAGUAUUCAAAUAAGUAUAGAUAAUCAAAAUAUUGUUAAAGUAAAGGAGACAAAUUUUCUAGGCGUAAUUUUGGAUGAAAACCUAAAUUGGAAGUCGGAAAUAUCGCACGUUGCAAGUAAAGUUGCGAAGUCAAUCGGUAUAAUAUCAAGAUGCAGCUUCUUUCUUCCUAAAUCGUCUUUACGUAUGCUCUACUAUUCCUUGAUUUAUAAUUAUUUUUACUACCGCAAUAUCGUUUGGGCUUCGACCUAUAAAACCAAUCUCCGCCGCCUUGUUAUCCUGCAAAAGCGCAUUAUUAGAAUUAUUAAUAAAUCACAUUUCAAUGCUCAUACUGACCCCAUCUUUAAGGACCUCGGUAUACUAAAAUUUAAUGAUAUCCAUUUGCUUCAACUGGGCCAAUUUAUGUAUUCUUGCAAAAAUUCAUUCUUACCUCCAAAGUUUAAUAACAAUUUCUCUCACAGCAAUCAAUUCCACUCUUACAAUACAAGAAAUUCCCAGGCUUACCGUCUACCGUAUUGUCGUACAAACACGACGAAGUUCUCGCCCGUUUUUCAAGGGCCUAAGUUUUUUAAUUCACUUGACAACAAGGUCAUCAACUCUCAAUCCCUCUCCUCUUUUAAGAAAAAACUGAAGAUUAAAUUAUUGAGUAAGUAUGAAAACAGUUUAUAAAUCUUUCCAUCUUCGACUUUUCGCCUUCUUUUCUUCAAUUGAUGUGAAACAGCUCUAGCUCAUAGUUCGAGGAGGCCUAACCUCUCAUAAGUUCCUAUAGUUUCUGUUAGGUCUCCUCGCCACUUCUUUUUUCUUCUUUUCCCAUAUUUUUUGUAAUUAUUGUGUGGCAAAUAAAAUAAAAUAAAAUAAAAAUAAAUGAAAUUUGGAAAUGCUGUUGCGUUUUAUUCCUUACUUUAACCAGUUUUCGUAGUGAAAGGGUUUAAAAAUUAAUGCGAUCGUACUCUGUUUUCAUAGGAAAAGGAUAUGGCAACUUUGAAACAGUUCAUCCUGAAGAAGCGCCCACAGGUUGUGGUUGUUGCAGCUGAAUGUCGUGAGGCACUCUCUGUUGUAGAUGACAUGAAGAUGUGCAUUGCAGAACUGGAACAAGAGAAUCAGAUUCCAACCAUCUCUGUUGAGGCGCUUGAUGGAGAAGUGGCUCGCAUUUUCACGUCCUCUCCCCGAUCCGAAGUAAGUUACAUGGAAUAGUACUGUUGUUUUGUUUUCCUUUUCUAUUUGAAAUUUCACACUGAAAUGGAGGAACGUUGCAAUAAACAGAGAAUGAUGGCAAAUUUCACGCUCGGGUAAGAAACGAGAAAUGAUGUGAUCAACAUGUCACGAGCAUGGGACUGGACAUUUUGGGCUGAAAAUUUUGGUCGUAAUGAGUGACCUCUCUAUCGUAGUUCAUUUGAACUGUAGAAUUAUCUGAAUCUUAAGGAUACAUAUAAACAACAUGCUUCUUAAUAUUCAUUACAUGUUUCCAAAGAGCAUUAAUAGUUUGAUGCUGCUGCUUUGGAAAUACUGUAGACACACUGUAUAAAAUAAUUGUCUUGUUUCUGCAUUAUCGUAAAAACAUAUAAUAUAUAGUACUACUUUACAUACCAUUGUCAUGUAUUAUUUGUUUUUGCUAUACCUUCGGAGAUAGGAGCCUUAGUCUUAUGCUAUCUUUGGAAUGCGAAGUGAGAUAAAGAUUUUGAUUUGAUUUGAAAUAUAUCAUAAGAAGUAAUCGAAGAACUGAACAAAGGUUCCAGUCAGAACAAUGUGUUCUGAAAAAUUCAAAAUAAAAUGUAUUAUUGGAAUUAAGAUCUCAAAGAAGGAUACAUUGUAAUCAAACAACUACUUAGUGUUCAUUGUUCUUUCACUUUGAACUAGUAUCUACCAAUGUACAAAAGUUGGAAAACACGUUGUGUGACAUAAGAACCAAGAUAUGAUUGUUGCUAGUACUCAUUUCUCCAAAGUUUAGCUACCAUAAACUUGAGCUAGCGAGUUUGAAGUUCAUUCCACAAUGAGUUAGUUUACUCCAAAAGUAGGGACUAUUGAAGUUCAUUCCACUAGUUUACAAGUGACUUGAAUGUUCUCUAGGGGAGGCCCCCCCCCCCCCAUUUUUAGACCAAAUCGGCCGAUAAUUUUUUUUUGGAGACCAGCUUAAGCUUCCUUUUAGCUGAAUAGCGUGUUUCCCCAGUAACGAUCGCAGAAUUCUUUGUGAGAGCUAACUUGACCCAUAAUCCUUCUCGUUUUUUUAAGUGGCGGAUUGGCAGCAGAGUAAAGCAAAACAAAAUACAUUUGAUUAAAUUUAUCUUUUAAGACUUAUUUUUCAUGAUUCUUAUUUCCAGAAUGAGUUUCUUGAGUACCCAUCCCUGCUACGUCAUGCUGUGUCACUUGGCCGAAGAAUUCAAGAUCCUCUCUCUGAAUUUGCUGCCUUGUGUGUUGAGGAAGAUGAGCUCCUUUGUUUAAGGCUGCAUCCUUUGCAGGUAUGACCGGGACCGCCAGAUGACAAAUGUAGGAUAGACAUUGUAUGUUUUAUUAUCAGUCUGAUUUUAGGUUGAAGAUCACUUCAGGUGCUAACUGAAAAUUGUUAAAUGAUCUGUAGUUUUCAUGUUGAGAGUGCUGUGUGUAAAUUAAGAAAUCUUUUACCAAGGUUGGGGCGCAGGUUUGAGACCUUAACAUGUUUCUUUUAGUACAGUGUGUGUUGUGGUUUUAUUUUUUAAUCACACGUUCGUACAAAUCAUCAUCAUCAUCAUCAUCAUCAACAACAACAACAAUUUAUUUGACUUAUUGAAAUAUUUACCAGACUGUUACAACUUUGUUUUGACAAGGAUUUCCUGAUACCUCGAGAAAAGGGACCAUUAGGCUUAUGGGAGCUGUCCUUUAAACCUUGGGAUAAACUGUACUUUGUCCCCAGUUUUGCUUUUCCUUGUUCCCUUUUUGCUGUUUUGUAUUUCUUUGGUGUUCUACAGUUUAAAGUAUUGUUUUAAUGCGUCGGUCAAUUGUGAUACAGUAGACUGUAUUAGACUGUAUCACAUUCCCCUAUUAUUCCUUUAGAUCGCCUCGAUCGGGCAGCUACCUUGGUUUCAAAUGUACAAAGUCUACUAAGGGGGCGGGGGACGGUUUGGGAGGAGGCGAGAAACCCCGGGGCACGCCCCCCUGCUCCCCCCGGUACAUUUGAAAGCAAGACGACUGGUAAGCGCUUGAUUCCGAUGAUCUUUCUGAAAAAUAGGGGACUGUGAACAUUCUAAUUGCAUGACGGUUGAUUAGUGCUGAAAUGAGCUAACAUUGCGUGACCUUCCUCUUUGAAUAAGCAGCAAGACAUGAUUAGAGUUUGGUUAUUCUGGGAAACUUCCCACCCCUCCCUUAACCCAGUGUUAACACUACCUCUUACCUGAGAGAAAAUGCUGGGUUAAGGGAGGGGUAGGUGGGCAUUUCCUAAGAAACGUGUGGUCUUUGUUUUAGGACCACGUACCCAAGGAGCGUCUCAUCAAGUGCCUUCAUGAGGAAUUCGUGACAGUGGUAAAUGAAGUAGGCGUUGACCCAAAUCGCUUACUGGAGCAUCCCCACACAGUGGCUCUGCUACAGUUUGUUUGUGGACUGGGACCAAGAAAGGCCACUUCUCUAUUGAAGGUACAUUCUUUUACCAAAGUUACUGUGAAUUGGGUGUUACCAGUGGCAGAUCCAGAGGAGGGGUCCGGGUCCCCCUUUAUUUUUAGACCAAACAUAGACCUGCAGGGUCGAAGAAAAUUUUUUUUGAGACCGGUGCCCUCCUUAUCUCAAUGUGUGGAUGACCGCCCCUUCCUACCCAACCCCCUCGCAAAAUUUACGGAUGUUCUGUCAAAAGGCCACUUACUCUUACGCCCAAGAUUUCCUGGAAGGCAACGCUGAAUGAAAGUCUCGUUCUUUAUCUUGAAAAGUACAUAAAAUCAAAAAGCACCCCAUAAAGGAGUACUGAAGGGGAAAAGUUAAGGUUUAUCGACUGAGUUGAUUGCGUCCAUUUACUUCUGUAAUAGAAUAGAAAAGAUGGCAUUUCAAGCAGAACUAAAUAAUCAACUCGUGCAACUACUGAAGAGGUUUCAUUUGACUGGUUAAUCAACAGGAUUUUAUUGCCAGACUCCAAAGUUAGAACUACAUACUAAAUGAAUGGUACCAUGUGAAAGUACUGCUGAAGAGGUUUCAUUUGAAUGGUAACACCAUAGGAUUUUAUCCACAGACUCUAAAGUUAGGACUACAUACUAAAUAAAAUAAUAGUACCAUGUGAAUGUACUGCUGAAGAGGUUUCAUUUGAAUGGUAACGCCAUAGGAUUUCAUCCACAGACUCCAAAGUAAGGAUUACAUGUCGUCAUAUUAGUGGCCCCCAAGUAAAAUGAUGUAAUGGUGUUGUGGGGAUGAAAGUUGCCUUCAGGUUAAACCUUAGGCAGAUUGGGUUUCUUUGUUACGGAUAGUAUAGAGGUCAGAAGCCUCCUAGAAAAGUUCAAAACGUUGUAGUUGACAGGUUAGUUAAUAGUUUUUGCUGUGGAGUUUGUUUUGAGAAUCACUUUUUAACCUUUUUUUUUUCAGAGCUUAAGGCAGCAGUGUACCAGGUUGGAGAAUCGCUCGCAGCUGGUGACCGUGUGUGGACUGGGCCCUCAGGUUUUUCUAAACUGUGCGGGAUUCAUUAAGAUUGACACAGCAGCCAUCAGCGACACAACUACAAACUACAUAGAAGUGCUUGAUGGGUCUAGAGUACAUCCUGAAACAUAUGAGUGGGCCAAGAAAAUGGCCGUUGACGCGCUCGAGUAUGACGAGGUAACGAAAUUAGCCUGCGUGGAAGUUGCGGGGGAACUGCUGGGAAUUAAGGCGCGCGAGGAAGGAGGAAGGAGGAAAUUCCCUUCCUUACUUACUUCCUUCCUUCCUUCCUUCCUUCCUUCCUUCCUUGCGCGCCUAUCGCGUUCUUGCGCGAUGGCUGUUGACGCGCUUGAGUAUGAUGAGGCAACGAAACCAGCGUGACAGCAAUUUGAAGUUGAAAAAGGGGAAUUAAUGCGCGCGUCCCCUCCUUCCUCACGCGCGUUAAUUGCGUCUUCCCUUCUAAAGCCGGCCAUGCGGACUAUAAGUUGUAAAGCUAAACGAUAUCGAUAUCAGCGAAAACGCAAAAGCGCAAAUUGGCUUUUCGCGGACAGCGCUGUUUUGUAUGGUGUAUUCAAAGAUUGCAAUGAUGCAGAGUCAUUACAGCAAGACCUAAAUACACUUGUACACUGGGCAGACACAUGGCAAAUGUCGUUUAAUGCAAAGAAGUUUACCAUCCUUAGAGUCUCGUGCUCGAAAUCUCUAGUUGAAUAUUUGGAAGCUGUUGAUCGCCACAAGUACCUUGGAGAUGAGCUAUCCAGUGAUCUAAACUGGGAUGUUCAUAUUGCUGGAAUGAUAGGCAAAGCCAACCGAUCAGUUGGCUUUAAAAGAAGAAACCUAAAUAAGUGCCCAGAAAACGUAACAGAGCAAGCCUAUCUUGCUUUAGUUAGACCGUAGCCUAUCUUCUGCCGUGAUGGGAUAUUCCCUUUGCAGAUAACAUGAUUAGAAGUAGAAUUAGAGAAGCUUUAACUCAGCCAAUGACAGAGAUGUCGUUUUGAUAUUCUUAGCAGCUACAAUUGCAAGUGAAUUAUUAACAAGUUUGUUCUCUAUCUACAACGCAGGCCACAAUGGAUUCAAACCCUUCAGCAGCCUUGGAAGAAAUUCUUGAAGCUCCAGAUCGGCUAAGAGACUUAGAUCUCGAUGCUUUUGCAGAAGAGCUUGAACGACAAGGAUAUGGCAACAAGGGAUUGACAUUGUACGACAUUCGAGAUGAGCUGUUUGGUCAGUAUAGGGAGCGACGCCCCCCGUAUCGCUCUCUAUCAGUAGAGGAGCGCUUCAGAUUGUUGACAGGAGAAACGAACGACUCUCUUUAUGUUGGCAAACUGGUGGUGUGUAAUGUAACCGGGUUUGCGAACAGGAAGCCACCACGUGACGUUAUUGAUCAGGCCCAACCUGUCAGAAAUGACGAGACUGGCCAAUGGCAGUGUCCUUUCUGUCUGCAGGAUACCUUCCCCGACAUAAGCGAGGUAUGAACUCCACCCUGGUAGAAUUAAGUGUUCCCCCUGCGAAAAAAAAAAAUUAAGUACAGUAAAAAGAAAUUGUCAGGAAUGACAAGACUGGCCAAUGGCCAGUACCCCUUCUGUCUACCGAACACUUUCCACGAUCAAAUCGAGGUAGGAACUCCACCCUGAUAUAAUUUAGUGCACCCCCAAGCUGUGUCUACAGGACACCUUCCCUGAUCUAAGUGAGGUAAAAUCUCCACUGUGGUGGAAUUUAGUUCGAAGCAACCCCCCAUCCCACCCCCAGUAUAACCACAUUUCUGAGUGCCAGUUUAUAGAGCGUUUUGUCAUGACGUCACAUCCGCCAUGUUGGUGUCCCAAACCAAUCGUAUUGAAUUUACAAAGCUGCUGUCCACGCGAGUGACUUUCUUUGGGUCUCCUACUGGAGACGAAAAGGACCGCCAUUUUCUGUGGUCAUCCGAACCACGCGAUGGUCUAGGCAUUUACAGGGAAAAGGCAGCACCUUUAUUUCUCAGCUUUUUUAAGGUGAUGUUACACGAGACGAUUCGCAACGACGAUUUUUAGCACGACAUAGAGUUGCAACGUUUGUGCUACAUUGUUUUGAACAGUUACUACGUUGUUCCAACAUUGCAACGCUGUGUUGCGCUAAAAAUCGUCAUUGCGAAUCGUCCCAUGUAACAUCACCUUUAAGACCCUGACUAUUGGUCCUGUCCCAGGAAUCAAACCCGUGACCUUUCAUUCUGCAGUCAGUCAAGCUCUCUACACACUGAACUAAUCCUGCCACGUCCAACUUGUGGAAGGUUGGCUCCGUGUGGCUUUGAGAAAUCUUGCAGAAUUGUAAAUUUUGGACUGAGUAUAAACUUGAGUGUUUCUUUUUGUGUACGUGUAGGUGUGGACACAUCUUGAUAAUGGAAGCUGUGCUGGGCAGGCGAUUGGGGUGCGCACAAGAAUGGAGAAUGGUCUGUCAGGAUUUAUCGCUACUAAGAUGAUAAGCGAUAAGCAUAUAACUACCCCUCAUGAAAGAGUCAAGGUAACCUCAGUCACGUGAUUGCCUAGAAGCAAUUCUUGAAUAAGAAGAGUAUUGAAAUUUAUUCUGUGAGCAAGCUCUCCAUUUCGAGUGGUGAGAGAACGUGCGUGCGAGCGAGCGGCGCAGCCACGAGGGUCUAGCUCUCGCGUCUCCUUUUGCGUGGUGCUCUUGCGUGACCUCUGGCGGUAUCCCCCAAAGCUUCCUCGCAGUUUAUCUAAUUACACAUGUCCACUGUUUCGCCUGAUUUUGUUCUUUGGAACUCGAUCUGAGAACGUGCUAGAGUCACGGAACCUUAUUUUCUUGAACGAAUUCAUGGCUCAUGAGAAAUGCGACCCACACAGUCAGACACAAAGAAAAAACUCGUCCCGUAACUCACACUCAAUCUCCAACUCCUUUAGUAAGAAGUAUUGAACUUGUUAUUAUAUUCCUGAAUCCGCUCACGGGCAAGAUGAAGCGAGUCCUGCCAUCUGAUUGGCUACCGAGCCCAUCUUGUUACCUCGGGAUUUCCCGCUUUAGUCCCGCAGGAUAAAGUUCUCCUUAUGGCCAUAUAAUAAAUCCUUCAUUGACCAAGCGUGAGGUCAACAUGUCUGGUUAUUGGCCUCGUUCUUUUUGGCUUGGUCAAUAACUCAUAUAUCAUACCUAUAACAAGUAUAGAUGCCAAGACACCACUUGCUUCAUGUUACAGACACAUUGUUAAGAUAUUUUUGUAAUUUCAGGUGGGCAUGACUCUGCAUUGCCGAGUGACGCGCAUAAACAUGGAGCGGCUACAACUUGAUCUGACCUGUCGUUCGUCUGACCUGGCCGAUAAAGAAGGAAAAUACAGGUACCUUGAUCACAUGUAACCAUUAAUGAAUAUUACAGAACAUACGCUUUGGUUUCCACUGUCGCGUAAUUUUUCCGUGCGAACGUGCGUAAAUGAAACAGAAUGUAUGAAAGGCCACACGUAAACGUAAGAGUUGAACGAGGUUCAACCUUUACGUAAACGUGUAACCUUCCAUACAAUAUCUCUAUUUUAUUAACGCGCGUACGCACGGAAAAAUUACGCGACAGUGGAAAUCAGCUCUAAAGGAAGCCUGUUCCAGCGUUAAGAUUUUUUUGGUGGGGGGGCUGGCGUUGGUGCGCGGAGUGAAGAGGGGAGCAAGGAAAGAAUCUGCCCCCCAACCCGUGCUCUUGGCUUGCUUAUUUCCGAUGCCUCUAAGAUCUCUAAUCUCCUAUAACAGGCUAAUAUAGCUGUCAAAAGGUUAGCAAAAGUGUUAUUAAAGGUUAAGUGUUAUUAGUCUUAGACAAUUUCUCUCUGCCAAUGUCAGAUAAAGUGUGUGGGAGAAUAUGUAUUUUGAUAUUAGAACUGUGAGGAUGAAAGUAAAUGGAUUUUUUAAUAAUGAUUUGUAUGAAAAGUAGUAUUCAUCGUGGUAUGUGUGUAACGGGUUCGUUUAUGUGUGUAACGGGUUCGUUUUGUGUAUAUCGUUUGUCUCAUGAUAGUCACCUGCGUGGUUAUUGAUCGCGACCUUUCGAUGGCGUGCUCCAGGCCUUUAUCAGGCGGUAGUGUCGAUUUACUAAGUGGGACUAUUAGCACCAGCGAAGUUGCUAGCGAUUGAUGUAUCACGAACCACCAACUUUUAUGUAGUUAUAGAUUUUACUUUAGGUAACCAUGGGCUUUGAUAUGGGUCUUCUUUCUAGGUCUCUGUAACUUAUAAAGGGAUCUGCAGUUAUUAUAGUAUAUGAUAUUGAUUAUUUUUUCUGCUCAGUCCUCUUAAAGAUUUGUAUUAUGAUCACGAUUCUGCUGAUGCUGAUAAAAAGGAAGAUGAAGCGGCUAAAAAGAAAGCAAACAGACCAAGUGAGUACACACCUCCACUGACAGACCUGAUAACUUGCUCUUUUCUGUCCUUACGUGUGUAAUAGACCUUACUCACGAUACCCGCCAUGUUUGCACGCGGUCAAGGACUGAUGGGAUAAAGGCAAUCAGUCCGGAAUAUCCCUAAAUUUAAGGACAGGGCCAACUGGUCACCCGACACUUUUCAACCAAUGAGAAGGCGCGCUUGUGUUUAUCAACAAACAAAUCAAAACAUCGCCCCAGUGCUCAAAAAUUUUCAAAACAACGGACGGAGUCGACGGACAGAAUUAAAGAUGAGCUUACAGUACUCGUCUAGGUUUCACAUUUAAUAUUUCAAAGAAAACAUUUUAUGUAAGAGAAUAAGAGCAUUAUUCAUUGUAAGGAAUCAUUGGGGUGUUUGAACUGAACCGGACUGAGCGCAGAGGUCGUAGCUUCACUGGCAUGGCUUGCAAGAUUUUUGAUAGAAGCAAACUGGUCUCGUGUAAAAAUAGCCUUACAGAGAGUGUGAAAAUUUGUUGAGAUCAUACAAAACAGGAUCGGUACUACCUAUUAGCUUCUACAGGACAAGAAUCAAAGAACCAGUCAUCAUAACAAGAAUAAAAAGUAGUUCAAAUUUAUUAAUUUUUUUCUUGUUUGUUUUCUGGUGUUGUUUCGUGUUAACUUUACGCGUCUGGUGCUUUCCUUGCUUGCUGUAGUACCUGAAAUGUUUUAAUUUUAUCCCAGAUUUAGUGCAUGUUCAAUGAGUUGCGAAAUACAUCAUUUACACUUGAAAUUUGCCUUCUUUCUUUGAUUGUUUUUUAACGGGGAUGAACAUUUGGAGAAUCCAGCGACAUUAAAUCUUUCCAGAUUUGGUGAAUUUCAGAAACAAAGCGGUUAGUAUCUACCUUGCGCUUAUGAUCUUCAAUUUCAUCCCCGCAAAUUCGGCAAAGUGAGGCGAGAUGUAGGACGUGAAUAUUCAUAAGACUGAUAAAGUUGUUUUGGCCUUGAAAAGAAAAAAGGCAAAGGCUCGUACUAAUGCGAAAAAACGUAAUAACACGGCUCUGUGACAGAAACCCGGGAAUGGAAAACGUACGUGUUUUUUACCUCGGAAUUCAAAACUGGUCUACCAAAAUUCUAGGUUGUCUACCAUCCCCACAUUCAACAUGAUAAAAGUUAAUCGAUAUGACAAUCGAGGAAAAAUAUCUAGAACUUCGUAAAAAAAAUCUGUGAAUCGAAAAAAUAAUAGAUACUUGAUCACCUACCUUGAAAACCGACCAAAAUCUCGCCCAUACAUCGCGUUGUUUAAAGAAGAAUUAAGCCACAAAAUGUGCUGAAUAUUUCACGAGACACUUCCAAUAUGGCUUCCGAUACGCUGUCCACUUAAAAAAAUUGUGUAUGCCUCAUGAAAAGUCUUAAAAAUAUGCCUGAGAGCCUCGAAACGAUGACUGAUUCUGACCAACUCCGUCCGCUGUUGUUUUGAUCACUGCGGCGAUGUUUUGAUUUGUUUGUUGAUAAACGCAAACGCGCCUUCUCAUUGGUUAAAAAGUGUCGCGUGACCAGUUGGCCCUGUCCUUAAAUUUAGGGAUAUUCCGGACUGGUCACAUGGUUUCUCAUGGGGCAAACAAGUGAAAAAAAUGGCCAAUGGAAGAAAUCGCGGUUGAGUUUGUUUAUUCUAAACAACAGGAAGUGAAGACCUUUUCAUCUUAAAGAUGGCAACCAGUAAUGACGUAAAUCUUGCCAUAACUUGAUACCAUGAAAUCGUCGUCUCGUUUUGAUAGUAUAAACAAACUCGAUCGCGAGAAAACUCGAACGCCACUUUCUUAAUUCGUAAGUUUGCUGAAAUGAAUGAGUACAGAUCUUUCGGCUUUUCCUGUUUGCUUUCCUCUAUCACCAUGGUCGUUUUUUGGGGCAGCUCGCCAAAACAAUGUUGUGUGCAGGCAAAUGAAUAAAGAGUUCGUUGAAGUGAUCAUGCUUGUUGGUCAUUAUGCAUUAGUUUCCUCUGCUUUUACUCGAAGUUAACUCUGUCCUGCUAUUACAAUCUUGCUAUUUAGAAUACGUGAAGCGUGUGAUUGUACACCCGGCAUUUAAGAACAUUUCAUUCAAGGAAGCCGAGAGACUCUUAGCUGAAAUGGACCAAGGAGAAUGUAUUGUGAGACCCAGCAGCAAGGUAACCAUGACAAUCAGUCAGUGAUAUGUAACGAUUUCCAUGCACGUUCACGGGGGACCACACAGUUUUUCCCGCUUGUGUCGCUAUUGCGUUGGACUGUCUAGAGGCUGAGUCACAACGCUCUAAUGGGCGCAGCCACAAACCGAACAUCUAGGCCAGGGCCUGUUGUUACCCUGUUUAACAUUGCAAAUUGAUGAGCUUGGGAACUGAUGCCUUAAGAGGUAGCGGGGUAGGGCUAAAUAUAACCUAGAGAUAGCACGGAUUUAUCCAUAGCAACCCCACAUGCGAGAACCACACAAGCCACUCUCCGGUGUUUCGAGAGCCGAAGGUUCCCGACAGCGGGGUCACAUGGAACUUUCGACACAAAUUCCCCCCUUUUGUUACCCUGUUAUCAUUCAACGUCACAUCCUGUUCAUGUUUUAUUAACAUCAAUUAACUUAAACAUCGACAUGUGGGAAACUAUAGAAUAACUAAGCAACGGCCUCUUGCUUAGCUUGUGCACACCAAUUUCCCUUCCCUUUUGUACCUUUUGCUAAACGCGGUGAAUAACACUCAAAUACACUUCAAUUGAAGAGACUUUCUUAGUGGUGUAAAGUGGAAACCGCAGUAUUAGCUGGUUAUGACAGGGUCUUGCUAUCAUUUAUCCAAUAUGCUUGUCUCUCUUUCCAUCAGGGCGCCGAUCACCUGACCGUCACGUGGAAGGUCGAUGAAGGAGUUUACCAGCAUGUGGAUGUGCGAGAGGAAGGCAAAGAGAACGCUUUUAGCCUUGGUCGGUCACUUUGGAUUGACAGUGAGGUGUGUAUGGGAAAUCCUUCUGAUAUGUCUGUAAAGGCUCUUUCAUUUAUUUGAUUUGAUUGCUGUGUAUAUUACGAGCCUCUCACGCAGAGGUUCUUAGGAUUUCGUCGCGCGUCCCUUCCCGUAGGACGGAUUGCGGACGAGCAAAAAUAACGUUUGUUUGGGACUUAAUGUUCAUAUAUAGUCUAACAUGCUGCAACAGUAAGUGAAAAGUGCGCAGUGCUUAAGAAAUUACUAUUGGCCAUUUUGAGGUUGCGCCACCGCGUGGAACUGGGUCGAUAUUGUGUCGAAAUGCACUCUGGGACUGUUUAGGGGCGCUAUCAUUUCUUUAUUGGCUACUAUAAGGUUGCGAAGAGGCUGGGGCUAAGGCUGUGUUCACACUGUACUGGAUAGCGUUUGCGCUUACGCGAAAACCAUACGAAAUAGGGCUUCUGUUAACACUUAGGAACUGUGAUUUCUGCAAAGUCGCGAAGCUGCUUCGCUCCGCGCCGAUGAGACACAUCGAGAUAGGUGUUCAUACUAUACGGACACGAAAAGCAACUAAGCUAGUAUGAAAAUAGCGUAAAUUGUUCCCCCUGAAAAAGUCACACAGUGUUGUUUGAUCCAACACAGACCCAGAUUUACACGGUGCCUAAAAAUAGCCAAUAAAAUUGACUCUAGUUCACUGCUGUAAAUUUAGAAUAUUGUAAUUUGCUUUGUAGGAAUUUGAAGAUCUUGAUGAGAUCAUCGCGCGGUUCAUUCAGCCCAUGGCGUCGUUUGUUCGAGAAGUUCUCAACCACAAAAACUACCGCGCCGUGGACGGCGUCAAAGCCAAGCUGGAAGAGUUGCUUGUUGCGGAGAAACGGAAACACCCGCAAAGAAUUCCUUACUUCAUGAGUACUACAAAAGACUUCCCUGGGAAGUUUUUCUUGGGGUAUCUUCCUCGUAUUAAGACCCGUGUAGAGUACGUCAGUGUGACACCGGAUGGGUUCCGAUAUCGGGGCAGAGCACAUGCUACUUUAAAUGGUUUGUUCCGGUGGUUUAAGGAACACUUCAGAGACCCUAUACCAGGUAGGCGUUAAUUUUAGUCCUAGAAUUGGCUGAACCCACAUGCAGGACCUCCUGUCAAAACGUUAUAGUUGGAACUUCUCGUUAACUACUUCCUCUAGUAAGCGACCGCAACAAAUUUUGUUGUGACGUUUUUACGGUUUUCCAUUGUUUUGACGGUCUUUUAAGCGACGAAUUGCUACUUAGAGUAUACGAAUAAAUUCUGUCGAAAAGACCCUCUCUACAGUUGUUCGACUCCAGUAAGCGACCACUAAAUCUUGGUGCUCACUUUCGGGAGGUUUAGAUUGUAUAUCAAGUGUUCUCUCGAUUAUCGAGACUGUGGUGCCGCCAAAAUUUUUGCGGGCGACAAGGGGGGCCCGCAAUCCUAAUCUCUAGGUUGUUAUUACGCAUGCGCCGCAUGUAUGUAGCCAGCAUUCGUUUGGACUUCCACUAAGAAUGAAUUGAAUGUACACAAAGCAAUCUGAUCGCGCGCGUUUUGACCUUCUGCCCCUUGCAAUCUGAUCACGUGCGUUUUGACUAUCUGUCACGGGAAACUUGCGCAGAGCACAGCGAUGGAGCAAAAGCGUUGGACCUUCGAUUGCUGUGGCCCGUUCUCCCUAACCUUUGGUUAUUACUAGUUACGUAUCAAGAAAAGCGACCUGAAUUCGAGAACAAUAGGUAUUGUUAUUGUUGUAUUGUUGGUAUUGUUGUAUUGUUAUCGAAGGUUUCCGAUUAUUUAAACAAAUUUCGGCUUGGUCUGGGCAGGUGUCACCUGGAACAAAGGGCCUGUUGUUUGAACGUUAAUUGGCAAAUUCAGGUCGGUACAAUGGGCCAUUUCUUGAUAAGCCUAAUUGACCUACAGGGGUCUGUGACACUCAAUCACCGACGGCAGAAACAUCGUUUUUCCCAGAUAUCUCGAGAGUGAAGUAUGAUUUAACCCCUUUAAUCCUAGACCAUGUUAUGGGGAGAAGAUCUAUCUCUCUAACGUUUAGAUAUGUGGACGAAGACCUAUGGUGUUACCAUGCAAAUGAAACUUCGCUGGCGGACGUUUUACGUUGUACUGUCAGUUUCGUCAAAUUUUACAAAUAGAAAUUUUGAUUUCUUUGAGAAUUUUUACCACUCUUAGAAGUUUAAGAGCUGUUGACGCUGCACGUGUACAGUGUCGAAUCUUCGCAAAAUUACUUCGUUUACCAUAGACAAAUAUACAUCCUUUAACAUGGAGUAACAAUAGGCUUUAUAUUAUUAUUUCCAGGUACUCCUCGUCAUCGUGGGAUGCCCAUGUCAGAGAGCAAUACCCCCUACACACCGGGGGGUACCCCAUCGAUCAACACCGACGUUGACCCCUCCCGACUGUUACCCCAACUUCAACAGCACUUCCCUCGGGGAAUCAAUGAUCCUAAAGUGUACUCAGCUCUUGCGGCGGUUGCUAGGCAACAACAGCAUGAAACGCAAGCGAAGGCAACGCCUACUCAGCUUACCCCUGCACAGUGGGGCGCGGUCGCUGCCCAGCACAUACAGCGGCAAAACAAACAGCGCAGUCAACUCCAACAAACGCCGACGCAGCAGACACCUUCAAACCAAACUCCAAGUCAACAGGGAUACCAACAAUAUCCACAGUACGGGUACUAUCAGCAACAUCAGGAUCAAUCGCAAACUCCUACUCCUACCUAUGGUUACCAGCAAACGUAUUCAGGACGCAAGUCAACUCCAAAAGAAGGCAGCAAGAGCCGGUCGUAAUCUCAGAGAUGUGCAGUUUUCUGAUUGGUGUGGAUUGAACAUAUCUGUCAAAAUAUGUUUUCAUUGUGCUGUCGGCGAAACAAUUUAAGAUUUUCACAGGCCGCUAGAAAAUGUGAUAAUGGCUGGAGAAAACAAUUACACAAAGUUUUAUUUAUAUCAGUUUUACUGCUAGUUGGACUCAACCGACCAACAUAAAGCAGAAAUAUACAAAAUAAGUGAUAUGACUUAAGCACGUUGGUCAUUAGUCAGUCGUCUUAUUCCAUUCACUUGUGUUGCUCGGCUCCAAAUCUGCGUUCCAUAAAAUUACCAAAAGAAAAAAAAAUUAUAAAAAGAAAAGAAUACAACUAAAUAAAAAGACCACCAAAUGGAUUUCACACUGUUCUACUAGAAAAGAAUGCGUUCUUCGUUGGAAGUUUGUUUGCUUUAGUGUGUUUUUGUGUCUGCCUUAAACUCAGAUCAAAAGUCGAACUGGACAUAAAUCUAAUGCUACUACGCAAAAUCUAUUGUUUUUCGUGCAUUAUUGUUAAGUUCGACACAUGUUAAGUUGGUCGUUUGACCUGGAACUUACAGUAAAAACCCGCAUAUAAGAAGAACCCCUGAUUUUCAACCGAUAAUAGGUUUAAAAGGUUAUUCGUUAGAAUAGAGUGGCCUGUGAUUCUAUAUACUGCGUAUUUUGGCCAAAUUUCAGCCCAAAUGUUCUUAAUCUGCUGCUUCUUAGGUUUUUUUACUCUAUCCUGUCUCAUCUAAGGUCACUUGAAAAAAGUAGUUUUACUGUGAGAAAAGUGUUCUGAAUGACUAAGUGUUUCUGAUUUGGGUUUAAACACUGUGGCAAAACAGGCUGAUCCGCUUUGUAGGAUAAAUUAACACUACAAUACUAUAGAUUUUUUUUUCGUCAGGACUUAAAGAGAAACCAAAAGUUUUUACUUAUGUCUCAAGUUACCUGCGUAGCUGAUGGUUUUGUCGGGUGGAGUAAAGAGUGAAGGAGCGUCAAAACCACAAGGAGAAUGGGGCGGGAACAACGAGAAACGUUUUUAUUUCACCCCUCAUUUGCACGCGUGGUUUCAUCGCUUAUUUGCGCGCUCGCGUGACAAAAGCGCCCGCUACGCAGGCAGUGCCUCUAGUGAAAUCAGGCCAUACAGUUUGCGAUCUCUCUAAGCGUAAGACGUUUGUUCUGUGGUCGUGAAUGUUAACAGUGUCCUUUAUGUACUAUUUUUGUAACAUAGUAGCUAUCAUAUUGGUAAACGAUUUUGUAACUAUGAAAUCUC